This is a messenger RNA of Trypanosoma grayi, 606 nucleotides long. RefSeq lists its product as hypothetical. The coding region runs from base 1 to 606 and encodes 201 amino acids. The record is from RefSeq and is a predicted model, not a curated record. The transcript has a single exon. NCBI's taxonomy places the organism in Eukaryota, Euglenozoa, Kinetoplastea, Trypanosomatida, Trypanosomatidae.
AUGCCGCUCGCAACGUAUCAACUCUUCCUAGAGGCUGGAUGCACCGGCGUGUGCGCGUGGCUGCUGCUGCGCGGCAAGGCGACUGCCGCGGAUAUCGAGGCGUGGCUGCGGCGCUAUCGCUACCCGUUCAUCGGACUCGUCGACUGGGAGAGUGGCCGCCACGCGGACGGCUGCAACAUCGCCGGUUGCCGCAUCGACGCAGCGACGCUGACGGCGCUACACACCGGCCACAACAUCGCCAACGGCCUACUGCCGUUGCAGGUGGUGGUGCUGGCGCUAACCUACCCCGCUGUCGCACGUGUGUGGGCCGUCAUGCGUGGGCCACUGACGGCGCAGCUGCUGCACGUCAAGCACUGCUGCACGCCGGCGGUAUUCCGCAGUCGCACCACCACACAUGGCAGCGUUGCGGCACCUGCGCCGGUCCACCCGUUCGGGAAGCCGCGGCCCCGCCANGCAGUCGCACCACCACACAUGGCAGCGUUGCGGCACCUGCGCCGGUCCACCCGUUCGGGAAGCCGCGGCCCCGCCACAGGUAGCACCAGUUACUGCUGUUGCCCGGCAUGCAGCAACGCAAGACGCGCAGAGAUGCCUCUCUUCCAGCCUUAG